UGUGCUGUGCUGUGCUGUUGCUUAUUGUUGCUCUCAGUAUUGAAUUCCUUGGUGAAAUGUGCAGCUUUCACGUGAUCCAGGGAACUUGGCUUGUGUAACCACUGAUGAACACUAGAGGGCGUUUGAGCCAGCAAAAAUGCGGUUGCCUAUGAAUAACGGGCUCAAAGGAUGGGGAUAUAGUUGCUUCAAACUUCCGAACAUCUCGUCUUUGGGCUUUGGGGUCUGACUUUCUGGAGCUUACAGGGUCGUAAAUUAUUCGUCGGCUGUGAAAAACACUCUCUGAACUCUGUGGUUGGUCGUUUUGAUGGAAUUGUUGCAUUAUUGAGUAGAUACAAUGUUUUGCCCUAUUUUGUUCCUUAUUUUGGGAUUAACGGAGCUCCGUUACGCAAAACCACUGAAGGAAUCAUCAGGGUACCUGACUUCUUUGGACAUGUUACCAAGUGGAUUAGCGGGCUCUAAUGCGAUGCACAUUUCAAUUCCUGACGCCAAAUCAAAUCCAAUAGGAGAUAUGGUUGGGACAAAUCAUGUUAUGUUAUUUCGGGAGGCAAACCUGAAGAGAGUGCCCAGGGGGGCGAAGGAUGGAACAUCGAAGUUUCCCUAUAACUUCAGGCACCCAAGACCUUACGACCCAGACGGUUAUUUUACAACACCUAGGAAUGCACAUUUCCCUAAUAACACUGACGGGGAUGGAAAAAAUAGUAGCAAUUCUAUUCGAAUCCACAACCCUCUGUACCCCGUGACUGACAGUUCCUACAGCGCUUAUGCAGUGAUGCUCCUGUCACUGAUAGUGUUUGCUGUGGGUAUCAUAGGUAACUUGGCGGUGAUGUGCAUCGUGUGGCACAACUACUACAUGAAAACUGCUUGGAAUUGCAUUCUGGCCAGCCUGGCCUUUUGGGAUUUCCUGAUCCUGUUUUUCUGUCUGCCCGUGGUCAUCUUUAAUGAACUGACCAAAAGGAGGUUAAUGGGAGACCUUUCGUGUAGAAUUGUCCCUUACAUGGAGGUAACCUCACUGGGAGUGACCACCUUCAGCCUGUGUGCCCUGAGCAUUGACCGCUUCCACACGGCCACAAGCCCACAGCCCCGGCCACGGAUGGUGGAGCCCUGCCAGUCCAUCCUGGCCAAGCUGUCGGUCAUCUGGGUGGGCUCCAUGGUGCUAGCCAUCCCUGAGCUCCUGCUUUGGCAGCUGCAGCAGGACGUGGCGCCAGCGUCUGGCCUGCCGGUGGACUCGUGCGUGCAGCGGCCCUCGGUGGAGCUGCCGGAGUCGGUGUACUCGCUGGUGCUCACGUACCACGAGGCGCGCAUGUGGUGGUACUUUGGCUGCUUCUUCUGCCUGCCGCUGCUCUUCACGCUGGCGUGCCAGCUCCUCACACGCCACGUGACCGAGGAGGCACGGCAGGCGGCGUCCACCGCAGCAGGGCGCCCGCUCUCGCCCUCCACCACGUCGUCAUCAUCCACGUCGUCGUCCUCCUCCUCGCCCAAGAGGCAGCAGCAGCGGCGGCGGGAGCGCCAGCUGACACGCACGGUCCUGGCGCUGGCCGUCGUGUUCGGCGUCUGCGGCCUGCCGGAGAACGCCACCAACAUCACACUGGCCUAUGCCGGGCUGGAGGUGUCUGUGGCGACACUGGCUCUGCUGCAGCUGAUCGGCCAGUUCCUGAUGUUCGCCCGGGCGGCCGCCACGCCGGUCAUCCUGCUGUGCCUGUGCCGUGCGCUGGGCCAGGCCUUCAUGGACUGCUGCUGCUGCUGCUGCGACGAGUGUCUGCCUGACCGCUCGUCCUCGUCCGCCUCCUCCUCCUCUUCCUCGCACUCCACAGCCGCCACUGCCACCACCUCCUCCUCACCCACAUCCUCCGUCCCUGAGGACAAACUCAAAAUUGUUUCAGGCACCACGCCCGCCAUCCUCUUCGACAAAGCCAAGGACAACUCUUCUAUACUGGCCCUAGGCACCCCCUGCUGAGGGGCCCUCCUUGUGGACCCCGUCCCCAAUGACUUUGCUGCAGGGACAUCUCAUGACCUACUGUCCCAUCUGUGGGGCUUGAGGUAGAAAAUAAUGAAGGAAGAUGUUGAGUCAUUUUAUCAUGGAGAUUAUUCUUUUGCUGAAACUUUCAAUGGGCCUCUUUUAUCAAUCGAACGUAGAAACCAGCACAGAUCUGAGCACAGGAGUCACCUUACGAGAGGGCUCACAUGGGAUUCAUGAAAUGUAUUGUUGCAUCAUGAAAAUGAACGGGUGUUGGUUAAUGUGGAGGCUGAAAAAAAAACGUAAUUUAAAUAUCACGCCCCUAUAUUCUCAUUUUAGAGGCCACACCCCCUAGAAUUUAUGACAUGCAUAAUAUGUCCAGAUGAGAACAUUUUCUGACCUUGGGAUAGACACAUUUUAUAUAUGACCAUGGAACACUGGAGACAAGUUGAAGGACAACAUAAUCUUUUGUGCACACGAAAACAAAAUGCAUGAUUCAUGUCCUGACUGUUUUGAUUCAUGUCCUGACUGUGCUUUUCUUGGUUUUAAAGUAAUUCUGACACAUGAUGGGUAUCCUAAGCAUUGUGUCAACAUAACAGGCUACAUGAACGCUACAAAUGUGCAGUUCCAAUCGAUUAUAUUCUAUGAUUAGAACUCCCCAGUCCUCCACUAAUUUACUCUGUUGCACCCCACACCAUACUGACUUGACUAUGUUGUACGUUCCUUUCGUAAAUGAGGGCCAUUGUGUUUGCUGAUGUGACCCUUUACUGUACAUAAACCUGUUGAAAGCCGAGGGCUCUGUCCAGUAUUAGUGGUUUAACCAUCUCAGCUGACAUGCAAGCUCUCUGAUGCCCUCGUUGCUAUACCAGCACAAGACAGAUUCUGAAAUAAAACCCAAGAAGAAGGAGAGUGAAGAAACCACACUACAAUGGGGAGCAUAAGAAAUCCCCCUUUCCUCCAUUUUUCUUUCUAUGUCAAAAGCAAGCUGGCCAAAAAGAAAGAUUACGAGUCUUGAAACUGAACGGCUUGUGUGGCCUUUAUUAUGAAGUCGUUUUUUUCUCUCCUUCUUUGAAAGGACUUUUGACAUGUGGAGUUAUGCGGGCCUAAAUGAGUCCAGUGAUGGCUUUUCAUCUGGUGGUUUGACUCAGUAGAUGGCCUUUGUCUUCUGUUAUGCUAACCCCUUUUUCUGUGUUGCAUAAUGAACAAGGAUGUGAUGUAGUAUUCUUUAUUCAUCAACACAUGACAUUGCUCCAUCCACGGGCUGGAAUUUUGUAUGUUUACUGAUUUUUAGUUAACUCAAUGCCUCAUAGCAAUACAUACAGUUAUUACUGUUUAUGUGGGUAACAAUAUGUAUGAUGAUGCUGUGGGACUGAUUUAGUAUGUCUUACUUUUUUCUACUCAGAGCUGAAAAAUAUGAAUUGAAUAGUUGAAUAGCAUUUUAGAAAUAUUUUCAUGGAUAGAAAGAUUCAUAGUUUAACACCAAUUUUUUUGUAAAGCAAAUAGACACGUCAGUUAUAAAUACACAAGUCACUAUUACGGCAUGCUUUGGCUAAAUGUAGGUAGCUGGUAUAAAGUGAAUAAACUAAAUUAAGUCUGUUGUUGUCCACUCUGCUCUGGAAAGAUAUGUCUUUGUAGAAUCUGUUACCAACCUGUUUCUUCUGACAUUACCGUGAUAUCUUGAAUGAGAAUCUGAAAUGUGACAUCUCUAUAAUUCAGUCAUUUAAAUCAUGUAAAAUUGAGUGCAUUUGUUUUGAAUUUAAACUUUUUCAGCAAUUAUCAAUAACAGUAAUCAGAACGCUUUUGCAGUUUCUUUGAUAUAUUUCCAAUGAAUGUUUCUACACUGGAAAAGUAUUGUCAGUAGGCUGAAUUUGGAGAGAUUGGCUUAAAAAGUUUUGAGAAUCAUGAGCAAAAAAACCCCAGUUAGACCUUUAUUUUUUUAUUUGUAUGUUUACACUGGAUUGUACUGAUUUGGACCCAAUAAAAUAACUUGUUCAA
This is a messenger RNA of Alosa sapidissima (American shad), 3949 nucleotides long. It is a transcript of the gene gpr37l1a, whose product is annotated as G protein-coupled receptor 37 like 1a. Gene Ontology annotation, biological process: adenylate cyclase-inhibiting G protein-coupled receptor signaling pathway; positive regulation of MAPK cascade. Bases 335 to 1954 code for a protein of 539 amino acids. Lineage: Eukaryota; Metazoa; Chordata; Actinopteri; Clupeiformes; Clupeidae. Gene Ontology annotation, molecular function: G protein-coupled peptide receptor activity. Gene Ontology annotation, cellular component: plasma membrane; signaling receptor complex. The record is from RefSeq and is a predicted model, not a curated record. The transcript is spliced from 2 exons.